GAUGGACGUAACUCGCAAGUUCAGGAGUCCGUUCGGAACGCGGCCAUGGAUGAGGGAUACCGGAGCGGCUGCAGCGGCUCCAGGGAACAGCGGGAUUAAAGGAAUCGUGGCCGGAGGAAUAACUGGAGGAAUAGAGAUCUGCAUAACGUUCCCCACCGAAUACGUGAAGACGCAGCUGCAGCUGGACGAGAAGGGCGGACAGAAACGGUACAACGGCAUCGCGGAUUGCGUGAAGAAGACGGUGAAGAGGAACGGUUUCUUCGGAUUGUACAGAGGUUUGAGCGUCUUGGUCUACGGCUCGAUCCCGAAGAGCGCUGUCAGGUUCGGUACUUUCGAGGCGUUAAAGUCGCGGUUGGUGGGUGAUUCCGGCGAUUUCGGUGCUGGGAAGAAGUUGCUGUGCGGUCUGGGCGCCGGCGUCUGCGAGGCGAUAUUCGCCGUGACCCCCAUGGAGACCGUCAAGGUGAAGUUCAUCAAUGACCAGAGGUUGGCGAAGCCUCAGUUCAAGGGAUUCUUCCACGGGGUUGUGACGAUCGUGAAGGCGGAGGGAUUCGGCGGAGUGUACAAGGGUCUGUUCCCCACCAUCCUGAAGCAGGGCUCCAAUCAAGCGAUCCGGUUCUACACGAUGGAAACGAUGAAGGACCUGUACAAGGGCGGCGACAAGAACAAACCUGUGCCGAAGCCGCUGGUCGGACUGUUCGGUGCAAUCGCCGGGGCUGCAUCGGUGUUUGGCAACACCCCGCUGGACGUGGUGAAGACGCGCAUGCAGGGUCUGGAGGCGAGCAAGUACAAGAGCACCGUGGACUGCGCCGUCCAGAUCUGGAAGCACGAAGGUCCGUUCGCCUUCUACAAGGGCACGGUUCCCCGUCUGGGCAGGGUCUGCCUGGACGUGGCCAUCACCUUCAUGAUCUACGACAGCUUCAUGGAGCUGUUCAACAAAGUUUGGCCUUAAAAAUAAACAACAACAGCAACAACAACAAGAACAAGCAAACCCCACCCAGCACAGAGAGAGCAGACCGACCAUCCACUACGCGACACUCGCCAAGCUACAAGUAAAAAGUGCGUAGACAAAGCUUCGCGUAGCGGAUGGUAGUCGGAAAGCGCAAAAAUAAUCCAGGUACAUAUAUAUAUAUAAAAUCGCAACAUUCUGUUAUAAUAUUACAAUUUAUAUUAUAUUUUUUUUCAAUUAUUUUCUUUUACAUGCCAAAACUAUUAACGAUCACCGUUGUGCGUUGUUCAGUUUUGUUUUUUUCGGGGUAAACAUAUGUUAUUGCAAAGUAUUACCAAUAUUUAAUGAAAGGAAAAAGACGCAUUUAAUAAGAUAAUGAACGCCUCGAGUGUAUAAAGAGAGAGGCGCAACUGCCAAGAGAAAUAUUAAACUCAAAGUAUAAAAGUAUUUUUGCCUACUUCAUCAUAUUACCGUGUAUAUUCUGUGUAAAUAUAUAUAAAUAUAGAAUUUAAGCAAUUCAUAAUUAUGUUAUGUAAGAAAGAAAGUAAAAAGUUUGUUAUUGUUUGUUUGUUUUUUUGUACGGACACAAAUAUACACCGAAAUCGAA
Molecule: messenger RNA, 1553 nt
Organism: Nicrophorus vespilloides
Lineage: Eukaryota; Metazoa; Arthropoda; Insecta; Coleoptera; Silphidae
Gene: sea
Product: putative tricarboxylate transport protein, mitochondrial
Biological process (GO): mitochondrial citrate transmembrane transport
Source: RefSeq, a predicted model, not a curated record